Molecule: messenger RNA, 897 nt
Organism: Helianthus annuus (common sunflower)
Lineage: Eukaryota; Viridiplantae; Streptophyta; Magnoliopsida; Asterales; Asteraceae
Product: ferredoxin--NADP reductase, root-type isozyme, chloroplastic-like
Exons: 4
Coding region: 355-897 (180 amino acids)
Molecular function (GO): oxidoreductase activity
Source: RefSeq, a predicted model, not a curated record
AAUUGUUUCAAGAUAGAUUAAUUAUGUAAUUAUGUGUGAUGGAUAUGUAUAUAUUUUGACUGUGAAUUUACGAUUUUUGUUGUUCUGUAAAUGUUUAUUUUUAUUGGCCGGUCUUUUGGUAAACUGGUGAUCCAAAUAAUUGAUGUAAUUGAAUUUUUUGGUUACAGUAGAGUUAAAUGGUUUGUUCUGAAUAUGAGAUAAGCUCGAUGAUGUCAACUAGUAAUUGAAAUGUUUGGUGUAAUUGGUGGGGGCCCGGUUGAUUUUCCAUGUGAAAUUAACUUAAUAAUAUCAUGCUCCAAGUGUUUGAAGAGAUGUUUCAAAUAGAUUUUGGAUAUGAACUAACAUUGAGUACAGAUGCACACUCAAAAUGUCAACCCUGGCUGCACCUACCCUUUGACGUCCUUGAAAAGCUCGUCAAUCAUCUCGCCUAUAAUAUAUUAUAUUAGACUGCUGCUAGAUUCAGUUACGAUCAUGGCUGCUGCUGCUGCACAUUUGGGCGUUGGUUCCGUAACCACCCCUCUCGAUGGUGACUCAUCGUUUCGGAAAGCACAUUUCAAGACCCACAAGAUUGGCUUCUCAUGGGAGCUAAAAUCACACUCAAGAUACCAAGCCAUAGUGUCACACUCACAAAAUGUUAAGGCCCCUAAAGUUGCAGUUUCACCCUUGGAUCUUGAAGAUGCAAAAGAACCUCCACUCAACUUAUAUAAGCCAAAGGACUCAUACACUGCAACCAUUCUCUCUGUUGAAAGGCUUGUAGGCCCCAAAGCACCUGGAGAGACUUGUCAUAUUGUAAUUGAUCAUGGUGGCAAUGUUCCCUAUUGGGAAGGACAAAGUUACGGUGUAAUUCCACCGGUUGGGAAAAGGAAUAGAAGAAUACUCGGCUGCAGAUAUGGAUGA